AUGGAGGAAAUGGAGGAAUUUCUAAAGGAGCAUGAAUUAGAAAAUUACAUAGAAACCUUUAAAGAAAAUGAUGUUACUCUAGAAAUUGCAAAAAAAUUAUCCCCCAAUGAAAUAAAAGAACUAAUUCCAUCGAUCGGAAAACGACAAGUAUUUACAUCAGCUUUAAAAGAAGUGACUCUUAAUGAAUUUAUCGUUGGGGAUUCAAAUUUCCUUGUUGAAACUAAUAAAGAUGGCAGUACAAUCUCUCUUGAUACAAUAGAAAGUAUACAACUACAAGGCGAUUUGGCGGUCGUAAACGAACAUCGCAAUAUUGCAUUUUGUGGAAUCGAAAAUUUUGAAAUUCCUACAUUGCCAGAUUUUGACUUGAAAACAUUACUGGAUACAACCCCAUUAGGGUUAACUGUCAUAAAUUAUUACAAAAAAAAUCAGCGUCUGAAUAAUUCUAAAAGAAGAAUUCUAGUAGAUAUAAUAACUAAAAAGAUAUUUAAUUUUAUCGUAAAACAUCGAAUGACACAUGGAGACUAUAACUUAAUUUCAGCAAAAAUUCUUCUUUUAUUUCCAAAGGAAUGUAUGGGGACCUACUAUGUCCCUGCAGUUGGUAAGAAGCGAUCACUAACUAAUAAAUCAAUAAUUGCUAAAGGAAAGUUAGUGGAUAAAGUAAGAAAUUUGCUGCGAUUGAACAGGGACAUAAAUUCUGACAUAGAAAAAAAUACCGAAACCCCCGAAACAUCAAGUAAUUCAUUGAAUUAUAACGUGAAAGAGCUUGAUAAAUCUUGGCUAGAAAUCAGAAGUGAGCCCAGAACAGAAGUUAUAAGCAAGUGGCAAAAUACUGUAAUAUUGAGACGUAGACGUAAAUAUAAUGAUGUGCAAGAGUUUUUAAAUGAUUGGCCUGUACUAAAGAACAUAAGCAAUGUCAAUGAAUUGAUUUAUAUGGAUUUCGAUGAACUUUUUCCAAACUUGGGAUUAAAUCUUAGAUUGAAUUGGUUUUUCUUUAUGGACAAAAUAUUAUCUAUGAAAAAGUUGAAUGUAAAAGAUCAAUAUUCUCUAAAUUUGUUAGAAUUGCUUGAAGACUCUACUGAAGACACUGCUGUGGCUAUUCAUUUGAAUCUACUGCCGAUUUUGAUUCCGCCAAAAGGAAGAACCUGUUUUAAAAAUAAAAAUUGGAAGUUUUCAGGAGGUGAAGUUCUUGAAAGUUUUUUGCUGCAUUCUGUGACUGUUACAGAAACAACUCAAUUAAUAGAAAAGCACAACAGACAAGUCUUUGAAAAAAAAGGAAUUUUUCAGCCCUUUAUUUUAAUUGAAGGACAAUCAUUGAGGGAAAUAAAAAACAUUUUUGUUGUAGCUGGUGACAAAAAAUUUCAAUUUGAUUCAUUGAUUACCGCAUUAGAUUUUAAUUUUAAACUUUUUCACGUUGGAAACUUUCAUUAUCCAAUUGAAUCAGAAUAUUUGUGGCUCAUGAUUCAGAAAUGUGUUUAUUCCUUUGAUACUGAACAUGAUAAAGUUAUUCCCUAUAUUUUAGAUAUUAUUCAGGCAAUAAAGGAAAACUAA
This is a messenger RNA of Brassicogethes aeneus, 1548 nucleotides long. Lineage: Eukaryota; Metazoa; Arthropoda; Insecta; Coleoptera; Nitidulidae. The record is from the annotation of a GenBank genome assembly.